CGAGAACAGGCGUUUUUAAAACCACGUGCAGCCGCCGUGGGAAGGGAAACACCCCGCUGUUUACAGGCUGAAGACAGAGCUGCGGUGCACAGGGAUGGAUUUAAGCAGAUGAUAGCUGACUGCAUGAGAGAUGCUGCAGGAGAAGGUUUCAGCUGUGACGGAUGAACGUACGAGCCGGGUCCAGACCGGCGGGGAGACAGAUCUCCUUCCGGACCAGUCACGACUGGGUCUGCCCACAGCUCCCACCAUUUCCAACUCCAAUGAGCCCGACCAGAGCAUUGAGAACAUUAAGGUCGUUCUUCAUGAGAGGGAGCUGUGGAAGAAGUUCCAUGAGGCCGGCACAGAGAUGAUCAUUACUAAAGCAGGCAGGAGGAUGUUUCCUAGCUAUAAGGUAAAAGUGACCGGGAUGAACCCUAAAACCAAAUACAUCCUACUUACUGACAUUGUCCCAGCUGAUGACCACCGCUACAAGUUCUGUGACAACAAGUGGAUGGUGGCUGGCAAGGCCGAGCCCGCAAUGCCGGGCAGACUGUAUGUGCACCCCGAUUCUCCCGCCACAGGAGCUCACUGGAUGAGGCAACUGGUGUCGUUUCAGAAGCUCAAGCUAACAAACAAUCACCUUGACCCUUUCGGGCAUAUCAUCCUGAACUCUAUGCACAAGUACCAGCCCAGACUACACAUAGUCAAAGCAGAUGAAAACAACGCCUUUGGAUCCAAGAACACUGCCUACUGUACUCAUGUCUUUCAUGAGACAGCCUUCAUCUCAGUGACAUCUUAUCAAAACCACAAGAUUACUCAGCUGAAGAUAGAAAACAAUCCAUUUGCCAAAGGAUUCCGGGGUAGUGAAGAAGGAGAUCUGCGUGUUUCAAGGCUACAGGGGAAAGAAUACCCAGUCAUUUCAAAGAACAUGGUUCGUCAGAGGUUUAUCUCCUCACACAGUCACCUAGCAGGGAAGCUCGGAGCAGGAGUUCUCACGGGGCACCCUCAAGUCCUGUCCUCUUAUCAGUAUGAGACCGGGGUUCCUUUGUCUAACUCUGACCCCCAAGAUCCUAUCGCGAACCACUUCCCUCAGAGCAGAGAUUCCAGCCUUCUGUACCACUGCUUCAAACACAGAGAUAAUGCCCGACACUUGGAGCUUGGAUGUAAGCGGCCAUAUCUGGAGACAUCUUCUGCAGUCUCAGAGGAGCAUUACUUUCGUCCAGCUCCCUCUUAUGAGUCGCCCUUACUAUCUCACCCGUACUGCACUGAGGCAAUCACCUCUAGAGAAGCUUGUAUGUACGGUAGCAUGGAACCAGAGCCUGGAUCUGGAGCAGGAGAUACAGAUGACCUGACCAACACCUCUUCAAUAAAUUGCAACAUGUGGGCAACAAUGCAGCCCUACCCUCGUUAUAGCGUGGAGGGUGUACCGUACCAGCCCUUCACAGCUCACUUCACCAGCGCUGCCACCGUCACGCCGGUUGUACCGCACACCACAUCAUCCAUGGCGUCACGGCCACAGGUUGACCUAGGGGUCUACAACUCAACUACGGUCCAGCGAGGUCUGCCCGUCGUACCUCCUUCAUCUUCCUCUUCGUCCUGCUCUCCAGCUGCUCUGGGAUCCAGAGAUAGGUCAGGCCAUCCACCUCUGUACCACAAGAAGCCAGGGUCACCGCUCCGACCUCACAGAGAUUUCUCAGCCUAUCCCACACAAGGCACUAUAUCCAUUCGGGAUCAAUCUUAUCAGUACCAAGUGGGCCUGAGUAGCGCAGGGACUCACUGGACUGACAGCUAAUGUGGACCACUGGAAGAACCAGUUUUGUCCAGUGUGUCAAGUCUGAAAUGAAUCAAGGUUCAAUACCCCAGUGUGGGCUGCCGACGCCAAGCAGUGAUGAUGAACUACAGUUAUGAUCACUGCCAAACUGCACUUCAAAGCCAUUUACGUCCAUGAAUUCUCAUUGAAGCACCAACGCUGUAAGUGGUGAACUGUAGCUCCACUUUACUUAUGAAGAUGUGUAGCAUACGUACUAGCCUGUUGUCAGAAAACGUGGUUUUCUAACACUGAAAUGCAAAGUGCAGGUUUGAGCAGCACUUCAAAGUCUAUCAAAGGGUGCUGUAAGAGCACAAGUAUGUGUUGUGUUAACGUAACAGCUACCCAAGUAGUGUUAGCUAUGUAACCUGAAGUAACAAUGACAAUAAUUCUCCAACAUACAUAAGGGAAAAUUAACGAUGGCUGUGCUUUCUCUUGAAAAGAAUAAGAAGCCUAGAUAUGUAAAAUAUGUGUGCAUGGUGGCCUCCCAGGGAAAUCUGAGCACUGAGGUUUUUAUCAUUACUUACAGAGCUCCACCUAGAUAGAGCUUGUCUAAAGAAUAAUGCUGCCGUUUUUGUAUAUUUUUCUUAUUGUCCACAAAUCUAAUGAAAAGACCAAAACCAACAGUGCUUUAGUCCAUCUCUCAAUACCUUCUUACUUCCCUACCCUGUCUGCAUCACUCAUCCCCAAGCUUAUUAGUUCAGACUGAAAAUUCAAAAGUGGUAACAAAUAUAACAUUUUACUAUCAAAAAAGUCUCCUAUAACAGCUAGGCGCUAGUGGAUUUGUUGGGGACUAUUUUCAGUUGCUGAUAAUGAAGCAAAGCCGUGAGAUAGUGAGAUAGUUCAGGCAGUCAACUCGAGCCUGCUGCUUCACCUGGUAUAGCAACUUACCCUUUCAACUGUGGUGCUGUAUUUAUUCUAAGGUGUCAGAGCUCUGCUCACUUUUUUGCUGCCACACGGCUCACCUGAAAGCUAUGCUGUCACUUAUGACGACUGCUGUUCAUAUAGUAUUUAAAAACCAUCACCUCCACCCCAGCAUCCACCUGUAGGCUAUGUUCUAUUAGGAUGUUAUUGUUGUCGUGUGAGUUGACUGACUAAAAGAGACAUUUGGUGGGCUGGUGAGUAUCAGUAAAGUAGCUAAAGUAAAGUAGUAAAGUAGUUCGUGGUAAUAAAGGAACAUAUCAACCUGUGUAACGGUGUGGCUCAUUCAUGUGAAGGAUCAAUACAUUAGGUCUUUUCAUGGGAUUUGUUGACAAUAACAAAACAGCGAAAAGUUAGCACGGCUAAGCUCUUUUGAGUUGUAAUUAUUCACGUGCCAAAAUGAGAUUUGCUACAACUUGAUGGAUAUAGGGUAAAAGUGCAGUCCACUGCAAAGUGAGACUGAUCAUAUCAGAAAUUACAUUGUGCAUACACUAAGAAUUGUAAGCUAAAAGACAUUAGCUGUGUAUGUCAGUCUUUCCCCAUGAUGUAUACACAGAGCAAUUAAAUCAAGUGGAAGGUGCACCAAACAACCUCCUAGUUUUUAGUGUACGGGUCUAAUCCAAAUACUUUCUACAGAUCUAUGUUAGUUGCGUGAUACUAGCACUCAUCUGAAGAAAACAUGUUGUGAGUGUGAGAGUAAGCCAUACUACUGUGGUUGGUCGUUAAACCUUGGCUCUUAACUCAUGACUCCAAACAAUAUUCUAGUGAAACGGGACAGCAAAGGACUCUCAGGCAGAACCAGAUGGGAGCUUAAAGAACUCUUGUUAGGCCAUGGUGAGUACCGGAAAAGAGAGCUGCACACAAAUCCCACUUCCAAAUGACUUACUUGGAAAAAAUCCUCACAAGACUGCAAAUACAAAACAGCCUGAGCAGGCAGGGAAGCUGAAGCAAAAGGCUCCCAGGAGGCUUGCAUAGUCAAGGAAUAUUUGUAGGAUCUGAUGGUGAUCCCUCAUGGAUUUGUGCAUUGUCCCUUUAUUUCAUGUUGUUAAAUUCAAUAUAACAUUUUUGAAUAUAUUGACA
Molecule: messenger RNA, 3787 nt
Organism: Micropterus dolomieu (smallmouth bass)
Lineage: Eukaryota; Metazoa; Chordata; Actinopteri; Centrarchiformes; Centrarchidae
Gene: tbx4
Product: T-box transcription factor 4
Exons: 9
Coding region: 131-1771 (546 amino acids)
Biological process (GO): angiogenesis; cell fate specification; regulation of transcription by RNA polymerase II
Cellular component (GO): nucleus
Molecular function (GO): DNA-binding transcription factor activity, RNA polymerase II-specific; RNA polymerase II cis-regulatory region sequence-specific DNA binding
Source: RefSeq, a predicted model, not a curated record